AUGUUUGAAGAUACACGGAACUGGUAUUAUAAUGCUUGCAAGCAUUGCAAGUCAAAGGUUCAAAUAGUUAAGGUUUCAGAUGAGACGGUCAAUGGCUUGGACCAGUUAGAAGAGAAAGAGAUUAUGGUUUGUACAAAUGAAAAGUGCAAGGACAAACUUAUUACUGCUGAACCAAGUUUUAUGAUCAAAGUUCGAGUUCAAGGUUUAGUUGGUGUUGUGAGUCUUACGAUCUUUGAUCGUGAAGUCAGAAAUAUUCUGAAAUUAUCUGCUGCUGAUUUAUUAUCAAAAUAUGAAAGGUUUGGCAAUACAAGUCAGUUUCCUAUUGAGUUGAAUGCCAUGAUCGACAAAAAAUUGGCUUUCAAGAUUGUUGUCAAGACAUUUAAUGUUUCAAGAUUUGGUCGUUCUUACAACAUUUCCAAAAUAACGGAUAAUGUUGACAUUAUUUCUGCUUUGGAGAAAAUUGAGAAAAAGAGUAGGAUUGAACAGGACAUGGAUACUGAAUCUGUUAAUAUAAUUGGCUCAGAAUUUGCAUCUCAAGAAACAGUGGGUUGUAAGGAUGAUACUUCCCACACUGCUGAUAAUACUCCUGUGUCGAAUAUUCCCUCUGGCAUAUCAUCAAGAACAGUCAACAACCUCAAUUCACCGCCUACAAGUGCCAAACGUAAACUUGUAGAUGUUUACGAUCUUGAUGAUGACGUUUAUGAAUCAGCAACGAAACCUAAUGCACCCCGUAUUGGAGAUGGCAAAGUUGGUGGAACAACAAAAUUGUUGAUUCCUAAAGUUGAAAAGUGA
Molecule: messenger RNA, 792 nt
Organism: Lactuca virosa
Lineage: Eukaryota; Viridiplantae; Streptophyta; Magnoliopsida; Asterales; Asteraceae
Source: the annotation of a GenBank genome assembly